Fusarium odoratissimum NRRL 54006 is the source of this 1158-nucleotide messenger RNA. RefSeq lists its product as uncharacterized. The transcript is spliced from 3 exons. NCBI's taxonomy places the organism in Eukaryota, Fungi, Ascomycota, Sordariomycetes, Hypocreales, Nectriaceae. The record is from RefSeq and is a predicted model, not a curated record. Gene Ontology annotation, molecular function: heme binding; iron ion binding; oxidoreductase activity, acting on paired donors, with incorporation or reduction of molecular oxygen. The coding region runs from base 1 to 1158 and encodes 385 amino acids.
AUGCAGCAAUCCACCCUCGCCUGGCUGGGAGGUUGUGAUGUCGUCUAUCUCGUCUUUUGCCUUGGCGUCUCUGCAUACACUAUCUCGCAUGUGUUAGCUAAAUCGGCCGACAAGUGGCCAGUCCUUAAUCCAACUGGAUUUGAGGUCAUCGGGAUCAAGGGAAGAGUGGAGUUUGCGAAGGCUGCUGGCAAUCUGAUCGAGAAGGGUCGCCAGAUGUUUCCUCAACAACCCUACCAUAUGAUCACAGAUACGUGUGAUCUUCUCAUUUUACCACCCAAGUUUGCUGAGGGGAUCCGGAACAACCCCGACUUGAACUUUAUUGGGAGCAUCGUGGAAGACUUCCACGCAACAAUUCCCGGCUUCGAGCCGUUCCGAGAUGGCCGCGAGGACGAGCUCACCAAGACUGUCGUGAAGAAACAGUUGACAAAACUAUUGAACCAGGUGACGGAGCCCUUGUCGGUUGAAGCCGACUUCGCCCUUAGACACCAUUUUGGUACUUCGACAGGUGAGGACCGGCAGAAAGUGGAAGGAAUACGAGUUUUUGAAGAAAUCCUUGAUGUCGUCGCCAGAAUUUCAACCAAGGUGUUUUUCGGAUCCGAGCUCUGCCGCAAUGAGGAAUGCCUCAAGAUUACCAAGAACUACACUGUCGAUUCUUUCAUUGCUGCCUAUAUACUUCGCAUAUUCCCAAAGCCGCUUCGGCAUAUCGCUCACUGGUUCCUGCCGCAAUGCCAGACGAUCCGCCAGCAAUUUGCAGAGUCGAAGAAGCUUAUUAUGCCCGUCAUCCAGGCCCGACGAACGCUCCGUCGGCGCAUGCAGGUGGAGGGAAUACCUACUCCGGAUUUCAAUGAUGCCAUUGACUGGUUCGAUCAUGAAGGGAAAGGUGAACCCUAUGACGAAGCCUCAUGCCAACUCGGCCUGUCCAUGGCAGCCAUCCACACCACCACGGACCUCCUGAUCGAAACGAUGCAGAACAUAAUGUUGCAUCCCGAACUGGUCGAGUAUCUUCGAAAGGAAAUCUUUCAAGUCCUGGGCGCCGAAGGCUGGAAGAAGACAUCGCUGUACAAUCUCAAACUCGUCGACAGUGUUGUCAAGGAGUCUCAGAGGCUAAGGCUCUCGGCAAUGAGUAUGCUCCCUGCGAUCCCCGAGGAGCUACCAUGA